This is a messenger RNA of Bombyx mori (domestic silkworm), 5824 nucleotides long. It is a transcript of the gene GlcAT-I, whose product is annotated as galactosylgalactosylxylosylprotein 3-beta-glucuronosyltransferase I. Gene Ontology annotation, biological process: carbohydrate metabolic process; chondroitin sulfate proteoglycan biosynthetic process. Gene Ontology annotation, cellular component: Golgi membrane. The record is from RefSeq and is a predicted model, not a curated record. NCBI's taxonomy places the organism in Eukaryota, Metazoa, Arthropoda, Insecta, Lepidoptera, Bombycidae. Bases 218 to 1078 code for a protein of 286 amino acids. The transcript has 5 exons. Gene Ontology annotation, molecular function: galactosylgalactosylxylosylprotein 3-beta-glucuronosyltransferase activity.
AAGUAGUCUGUGUUUGGCAGUUGGCACUAGUUAGUUACGUUGGCUGACGUUGUGGUUUACGCGAUAUUGACUUAAUUUUAGUUCAAAUUUUAAAAUUUUAAAUUAAAGUGAUGGUGUUUUAUUCAUGAUGGAUCUGCAUUUACUACAUUGCAUUUAAGAUCUUAAUUAUAUCUUUAAUAGAUAAAAUUACGUUUACAUUUCGUAAUUUGACAAUAAAAUGCCUUUUGUAAACAUUAAGAAGCAUUAUAUAGCAUUCGGGAUGUUACUUUUUGUUUUGUUAUUCUUAUUUAAUAGCAAGCCGGCGUUUCAGUGUCAGUUUAGCCAAGAGCCCCCUGCGUACUUGCCCACGAUUUAUGGGAUCACACCGACAUACUCAAGAUUAGCCCAAAAAGCUGAUCUCACAAGGCUGUCACAAACAUUGAUGCUCGUAAAGAAUUUCCAUUGGAUCAUCAUAGAGGAUUCAGAAACAAAAACUAAAUUGGUUGAGAAUUUAUUGAAAGAAUCAGGUCUGAAAUACACUCAUUUAAAUGUGAAAACCCAUAAGGCAAAACAUUCAACAGCGAGCGGCGUUGAGCAGAGAAACGCUGCGUUGGACUGGUUGAAGGGGCAUUUAAAUCAAAUUGAAGACAAAAAAGGCGUAGUUUACUUCAUGGAUGACGACAAUACAUAUUCAUUGAAAGUUUUUGAUGAGAUGCGAAAGAUAAAAAGAGUUGGCGUAUGGCCGGUCGGCAUCGUGGGUGGGAUGAGAGUGGAGAUGCCCCUAGUCACAGAUGGAAAGAUAAGCGGCUUCAACGCGGUCUGGAAACCGUUCAGACCUUUCCCUAUCGAUAUGGCAGGAUUCGCCAUCAACUCAACUCUGUUCCUGGAUUAUCCAGAAGCUAAGUUCUCGAGGAAGGUUCAGUCUGGAUUUCAGGAAAGCGAGAUAUUAAAGUAUUUUACGACGAAAGAAGCAAUGGAGCCGCUAGCCGAGUUCUGUACUAAAGUUUACGUUUGGCACACGAGAACGCAGCACCCAUCAAUACUCAACGUUAAGAAAUUAAAACAUCCACCGGUACCAGACGAUCAUAUUGAAGUUUGAUUUGUAUGUAGUAUUAAUUUUUAGGUUUGAAAACUUUUACAACAAUGUUCUUUUUUUUGGAGUUUAUGGCCUGUUAUCUAGACCUUUAGGCCAACAACAAUGUUCUUAGAAUUUCCGGUGUUGCCAAUAUACUUAUACUAUUUUGCUGCUAUUUUAAGAGUCGAAUGAAAGUUCUCAAGGUACUAGCCACAUUUCUAAAGACUUUUAUUACCAAAAUAUUUGUAACUCAUCUAACAUUUGAUAAUAUUUCGUAAACUGUCGUCCCUCUAAUUAGCCCACUGAAGUUGCUAUAUAGACGAAAAUAAUAUCCUGUUGAGAAAAUCUGAAGAUUGCCAAAAAAAUAUCUGUAAUAGUUACCAGAACAUCACUCUGUAUAAAGCGUACAUCCAUAGAUUUAUAGGUAAUUGAAAUAGCAAAUAUAAAGUUUAAUAAUCGUACGUAAUUUACAACCAAAAAUUGGUUAUCGCAUUGAAUCUUAAGUAGAGGCAAUAAAUUGAAUUUGAUAAAAGAAUAUUUCCCACACUUGUUUGAAAAAAAAUCGUGUCAUCUUUUUGAGUUUUAAAAACAUAAAGUUAUAAGACACUUAAUAAUGAUAAAUUAAUGAAUUCAAAGAGUAAAUGGUUUUAGUAGGUUUUGUAAGGUAACGUCAUCGCCUAAGAAAUGUAUUUGUGUAAAUAAAAUUCAAGAAAAUAUGAAACUGCGAAUGUUUCUUAUAUAGUAAGGUUUCUAAUAUUUUUUACAAAGCCAUUUUAAGACUUUCGAAUAAAUUCAAUUUACAUUCUCAAUAAUUGGAUAUACGAAAAAUAUUAUUAUUAUUAAACUAUCAAUAUAUUGAAUUGAUAAACUGCUAAUUUUUUAAAAAAAAAAAUUCAUUUUGUCUAGAAUUUAGAAAUAAUAUAUUUUUUUUAUAAAUUUGCUUUAAAUUAUAAUAAUUAUGUUAGAACAAUCUUUUUCAAAUUUUUUAUAUGUAGUUUUAUAUGUAUCAUACAACUUUUAAGAAUAUUUUAUUUUAACUAUUUUAAUGUCCAAUGCGUGCAUUAUACGAUGACUCAUUGUAUUAUUUAUAAAUAUUUUUGUAUAUUGAUUAUAUCCUAGAUUGCGUUGUAUUAAUUUUUAAACAAACAAUUUUAUUAUUAUUUUGUUUUAAGAAUUCUCGUCUUACAUAACAGAUGUUAUUUUAAAUAAGUUUCAAACGAUUUACAACAAUAUUAAACACUACUUAAAAAUUAUAACCACUAGUGCUCGCCCAGUGGGCAAAAAUCUACAUUGUCUCUUUCGCCGUAUUUUAGUUAACCAUUUUUUUUAAUUUGCCCAUCAGCACCUGAGAAAAAAGUAAAGUCGAUAUACACAAAAAAAAACAUUAUUUUUUCUUUAAAAUAAAUAACUCAAUAGAUUUAUAACGCCGAUAAAUAGAUUAUCUUUGUAUCUGUUGGUAACACGGAACGACAAUUAGAAUUACAAUUCAAAAUAUCAAAUGUAAUCGGUUUAUACAGGGUGUGAGAGAACCAUUUGUAACCUUUUUUUAUUAUUGAAAGAUUACUGGUGGCCCGGAGGCCUUUCCAGUUUCACCAGGACAGGUGGGCAAGCAAAGGCUCAGCCAGGAGGGGUGGGAUUUGCUAACAGCUGCCUGAGCGCCUCCAAAAGAGACCUAACAACUCAAGUUUGUAACCUACUAGACUUCACAGUGGAAAGCUAAGUCAUAUUUUUACUAAAGACAUUUUCUUUAUUACCGCCUACUUUUCAAAAUUGCUUCUUCAUUACCCAUUUACGAUAGUAGAAAAUUGUAGUUUUUUUUUUCUUUGAAAUUAGCAUCGGGCUCCGACUAAAAUAUAUUAAAUUUUGAUUGAGAGCAAUCGAUAAAUAAUUUAUCAAAUACUCGAAUAAAUAUUAUAUUAUGUAUAAAUUUAUUGGAAAAAAAAUACGUGUAAGUUUUAACGUAAUGAUAUUUCAGUGAAAUCGUUAAUCUACUCAUUAAUUGUGUUUCAAUGAGUUCAAUAUUAAAUUAUAAAAAGUGUAAUAAUAAUAAUAGUUAUCAUUAUUGUUAAAUAGAUUGCAGAACGGAGAUAGCGUGAUUAUUUUAAUCGCUCUGAGAUUAUUAAUGAGAUUAUUCGCUCGCCUUAAUGUAUUUAUAUAUCUAGAUAUAAUUGCGUUUAGUUUGUGUAGAAUACUUCAAUACUCUACGUUAAAAUUUAAAUCGCCAUAAAAUCAUUCAAGUUCGAUAAGAUUUUUCGGAAUUUUCUUGAUUUCAAUUUUGAUCUUUAUCUUUAAGUUUUUUUUUAUCUUUAAGUGAAUCUUGACUUACUUGUUUAUUUUGAUUAUCGUAUAUUUAAAAUGGACAAUUAAGCGAGUUGAAGAAUAAAUACGAGAUUAUACAUUUAUUUUAAUUAGUCACAUAAAAAUACUACAUUUUAAAUGUCGAAUAAGACAUUUUUUUUCUAGAUAUUUUUUCUAGAUAGAUAUUAGAGAGGCUUAAAUUUUCAUUUCAACAUUUCGGUUUUAAAAUAUUAUUCCUUAUCCUUCAGUUUAUUUUUAUUCCAUAAAUAAAUCGAUCUAGAAAUCGUAUCUUUGGCUUUUAGACUCCAAGACGAUCACCAAAAAGGCUGAAUACGAAUUCGCCUUAAAGCAGUAUUAACAAUAAUACCAGAGCUUAUGGUUCUAAUGUAUUCGAUUACCGGUAAUUAAUUGAUCAAAAUCCGAUAGAAUAUCAGAAACUUUUUUUUUGUCCAAUGACUUAACAUAUUUUUAUCCUUAACGUAAAUAGAACAAUGUAUUGAGCAUAAUUUUAGGCAUGUCAAUCUCUGUCAUGAGAAAAAAAACCUAAAAAAAUAUGUAAUGUCUUUGGUACUUGUCGAUCAAAUUUAUUAUAAUUAAUAUUCCUUCUUAACUUGAUAACUUUUAGUUAGUCAAUACUUUGCAUAAUAAUCUAGUUCAUAUUUUGAAUGCUCAAAUAAACCGAUUCGGUCUAACAAAUUGUAUUCCUUUUAGUCUAAGUGAAUUGUACUUAUAAAAUGUACAUAGAAUGUAUAGAAAAAUAUAUUGUAUCAAUGCGUAUUAAAUGUAAUGUAUGUAGUUUAUGUAACACAUUCAUUCUAGAAGAUUCGGAUCAUUUUGUUUCCAUUAUAAUAUUUAUUUCACUGUCUUAUUUAUAGUUUAAUUGAAUUUAGUAACUGACUUUUAUUUGUAAUUGGGUUAUCGAUGCUUCACAAGCCUUUUAUGGAAAGACUGUCGAGGAAUAUUAUUAUUAGUACGAUCAUUAGUCAUUAUUAUAUCACGCCCCGCUGUCACUAUGAUUGUGUAAAAGCACCGGUGGAAGCUAAGAAGCUACACGUGCGCCAUCUAUCGCAAGUUGAUGGUACUGUGACUAAACUUUCCUGGUUUUCCAAGUUUACGUUUUUAUCCUACCUAAGCUGAUAGCCUUGAGAGGCUAUGUCAGCGUAACCUUAACGUGUAGGUGAGCCUUCGGUGGUCUGCCAACAACAACUGUACUGCGCUUCACCGCGAUCGAAUGAAUUGCUUAGGAAUGCGAAUAGGACCAACAUAUUCAAGGUGGGUGGCGCAUUUAUGUUGUGGAUGUCUAUGGGCUCCAGUAACCACUUAACACCAGGUGGGCUGUGAGCUCGUGCACCUAUCAAAGCAAUAAAAAGAAAUUCAUUUUCACUUAAAACGCAAACAGUUUUUCAUAAUUUAUUAAUGUCGUGCUUAUAAGGAAAUCUUCGAUAACUCAUUACAAAUACUACCAUUGCACGCGGUCUUUAUGGCUUAAAACACAUUUUUGUUGUAAAAAUUUGAAGAAAAUGUGUUCGGGCGUUAUUAAUUUAUUGAUUUCAAAAAAAGAGCCGAUCAAUAUUUUUGAUUAUUUUCUCUUAGCACAUGAUUGGGUCCUAGAACCUGUUGUAAGUUUUUGUAUGUGUGUGUGUGUGUGUGUUUUACAGACUUAGAGGAAUAGUGAACUAUCUGAUUUAGAUUAAGAUUAAACAGUGAAAGAAGUAAAGUGCGCUGCACGAUACUAUUUUUAAUAUAUUUAAGAAAGAUAUUAUGGUACAGGUGAUAAUAAUUUUGUUGAGAUUUCGUCUUUCGUAUUUGUUUAUACUUCAACAUUUUCAUUCCGAAAUUAAAUAUACAUUUAAUAAAGCUAUGUCUACGAUUUAAGCUUGCGUUCAAUACUUGCAAUUUAUUAUUUCCGAUAUUUUGAAUGUUUUACGGUUCUUGUGUCGACAGACUACUGUUAUUAUUAAUUAUACAUUUUCAGUUUACUAAUAAUUAGCUCGGCUUUCUGUUUUAAACGCUAGUUUUAAAUGGAGUAAUAACUCAAAAAUAAAAAAGCCUAUCAACUUCGUAAUCAAAUUAGUACGUAAAAUAGGUACUUACUAAUUUAGUAUUUUUAUUACAGUACUAAAAUAAGUAAUGUACACAUAACAAAAUAAUAAAUGGCAAGUAUAAGUAUUCAGUAAUCUUAAUUUUCUCGUUUUUAUUUUCAGUAGAUAAUUAAUAAAUUAAUUUAUUUUAAUCGAAAAGUCAGAUUUCUUUUUUAUUAUUUGAUACGGUAUAAAAUGUAUGUAAAAAUAUACAUACAUAGUUUUAUUAUUUUUCUAAUAAUUAUAUUAUAAAAUACGAAAUCUUUCAAUGCAACAAAUUGUAUAGGCCGGUAGGUAGCGAAAGCCGCAGUAACAAUAAAAGUAAAUUUAGAUGACGAAAUAAAAACUUUGUAAUUUUGGAAAAAUUAAAAUUAAAAUCUUCCAAGCUGAA